AAUAUUUAAAUUCCACAUAAGAAUAACCAUCAUCCAUCACUAAUAACACAAAAUAUUAAUUGUAUAUGAUGACCGGGUCGAAUUCGGGUGACCCGAACUAUGACACGGACCCGACCCGAAAUAAUGACGGGGUCUAUUUUGUGAGACUCUUAUCCGACCCUAAGCACGAUGAAAUCAUACCAAAUUAGUUCCUAUAGUGCUCGGAACCGGGCCGAAUUUUCGGACCGAGCUGGGCCAUGCACACCCAAGUACAAGAAAUCCAAAAAUAAGCUAUCAACAAGGCUACAACCUGACCACAUGGUCCAAAAAUUAAAAAAUAUGAUAAUUAUAACCACAAAAAGAAAACAAGUAAAAAAAGACGGGCAUGUUUUUCUUUCAGAUCUUCCCAGUCUCAAGAAGGACGAGGUCAAGGUGGAGGUCAACGAUGGAAGGGUACUUCAGAUAAGUGGUGAUAGGCAUGCCCAUGACGAAGAUCACGGCCACAAGAACAAGAAGAUGAUAAAGUGGCACCGCGUUGAGCAAUGCGGCGGGAAGUUCCAGAGAAGGUUUAGGCUCCCGGAGAAUGCUAAGGUUGAGCAGGUUAAAGCUCACAUGGAGAAUGGUGUGCUUGUUGUUACUGUCCCUAAACAAGAGCUCAAGAAACCAAACACCAAACUGCUUCAGAUUCAUGGAAAUUGAUUCCGUAAAUUUUGGAUAUGAAUUGCAAUACAAGUCAAUGUUCGAAGAAAUAAAUUGUACGUUAC
Messenger RNA from Arachis ipaensis, 743 nucleotides. NCBI's taxonomy places the organism in Eukaryota, Viridiplantae, Streptophyta, Magnoliopsida, Fabales, Fabaceae. The record is from RefSeq and is a predicted model, not a curated record.